CAGAACAAGUGGCCUAGUUUAUGUAACAUAAUUGUGGCAUGAUUAAUAAUAAUUAAUGCAUAUCGCCUUGCAGUAAUAUUUUCCAAGUCCUAAAAUAACAAAUGCAUCGUAAUCUCCGAUGCCUACUUACAUUAUUACAUUAUGUCAUUUUAUGACAUUAUUAUCAGAAGCUGUUAAGCAGCUGCCCAAAUCAUCCAUUUUCUUGUUUUGAUCUUGAUUCAAGGUUAUGGCGCACGUAGAACCCGCGAAUACAGACAUGAACGUAUAUCACAGUGCUCCCACAAAACCUCGUAUCUUACUUGCCGCUAGUGGAAGUGUGGCUGCAAUAAAAUUUGCUAAUCUUUGCCAUUGCUUCUCCGAAUGGGCAGAAGUCAAAGCAGUUGCUACAAAAGCAUCGCUUCAUUUCGUCGACCGAGCUUCACUCCCAAAAGAUGUAACUCUUUACACCGACGAAGAAGAAUGGUCGACAUGGAACAAAUUAGGCGAUAGUGUACUCCACAUCGAGCUUAGAAGAUGGGCCGAUAUUAUGGUAAUAGCACCGUUAUCGGCAAAUACACUCGGAAAGAUUGCGGGUGGUUUGUGUGAUAAUUUGGUGACGUGCAUUGUUCGAGCAUGGGACUAUAGUAAACCGAUGUUUGUGGCACCUGCGAUGAAUACGCUCAUGUGGAAUAACCCGUUUACGGAAAGGCAUCUUAUGGUUAUUGAUGAUCUUGGAAUUACGCUUAUACCACCGGUGAAAAAGAAGCUGGCUUGUGGAGAUUAUGGAAACGGAGCAAUGGCUGAGCCUUCUUUGAUAUAUUCGACUGUUAGGCUUUUCUUUGAGACACGGGAAAAAUCGAACGAUGGUGGUUAUGUUUAGCGAAUGGUGAACAUUUUUUAUGCAUCGAACGAAUUUGUGGCCAUGUCGAAGCUGAAUUGCUUAUGUUUGUUUUUUUUUUCUUUUUUAAUAGCUGAUAAGCUGUUAUAUCUUAUUUUUAGGAUUAAUUUUUAGA
This is a messenger RNA of Erythranthe guttata (spotted monkey flower), 992 nucleotides long. RefSeq names its product putative phosphopantothenoylcysteine decarboxylase. Gene Ontology annotation, molecular function: phosphopantothenoylcysteine decarboxylase activity; FMN binding. NCBI's taxonomy places the organism in Eukaryota, Viridiplantae, Streptophyta, Magnoliopsida, Lamiales, Phrymaceae. Gene Ontology annotation, cellular component: phosphopantothenoylcysteine decarboxylase complex. Gene Ontology annotation, biological process: coenzyme A biosynthetic process. The record is from RefSeq and is a predicted model, not a curated record.